Ananas comosus (pineapple) is the source of this 1865-nucleotide messenger RNA. RefSeq names its product autophagy-related protein 18d-like. Gene Ontology annotation, cellular component: phagophore assembly site membrane; extrinsic component of membrane; cytosol. The transcript is spliced from 5 exons. The record is from RefSeq and is a predicted model, not a curated record. Gene Ontology annotation, molecular function: phosphatidylinositol-3-phosphate binding; phosphatidylinositol-3,5-bisphosphate binding; protein binding. Lineage: Eukaryota; Viridiplantae; Streptophyta; Magnoliopsida; Poales; Bromeliaceae. Gene Ontology annotation, biological process: nucleophagy; autophagy of mitochondrion; protein localization to phagophore assembly site. The coding region runs from base 244 to 1458 and encodes 404 amino acids.
UCUCACUUCUACGCUUCCUUCACGGAUUUUUUUUUUUUAAAAAAAAAGAAUUAAAGGGAGAAGAAGAGAGCGAAAAAAAAUUCUCAAUAAUCUGAGAAUUUUCUGCAAUUUUUUUUUCAUCGUUGUGAAAAACGGUAAAAAAAAAGAGAGAGAGAUCAAUCGAACAAGCUCCAAGGUAUUAAUUCUCUCGGUUCAAAAUUCGCAUAAAAUUCGAUCUUACCAGUUGAUUAGCAUAUUAUCCUGAUGAGCUCAGCAGUUCCUGCAUCCGAAUCCCCAAAUUCGCCUUCAAAUCGACCAGAAGCUGAUCAGAAUGAUGAUCAGGAAACUGAGUUACUGUCAGUGUCCUGGAAUCAGGAUUACGGUUGCUUCGCUGCCGGAACGAGCAGCGGAUUUCGGAUAUAUAAUUGCGAGCCUUUCAAGGAGAUGUUUCGGAGAGAAUUGAAGGGCGGGGGAUUCGGAAUUGUCGAGAUGCUGUUCCGGUCCAACAUUCUUGCUCUCGUCGGCGGCGGCGCCAAUCCGGAGUACCCACCUAACAAAGUGAUCAUCUGGAAUGAUCACCAGUGCCACUGCAUCGGCGAAUUCACAUUCAGAUCCGAUGUUCGCGCUGUGAAGUUGAGGACGGAUAGGAUAGUCGUCGUUCUGGAUCGCAAGAUACACGUUUACGACUUUAACGACCUGAAACAGCUUCAUCUGAUUGAGACUUUGGCGAAUCCGAGGGGUUUGUGUUGCCUUUCGCAUCACCCCGUGAAUUUGGUGUUGGCUUCCCCUGCGACGCAUCGGGGGCAGGUGAGGGUGGAGCACUUUGGUUUGAAGGUCACGAAGCUCAUUUCAGCGCAUGAAUCUCAUAUUGCGUGUAUUACUUUGACUAUGGAUGGGCUUCUUCUUGCUACCGCGAGCACGAAGGGAACCUUGAUUAGAAUAUUCAACGCGAUGGACGGGACUCGCCUGCAAGAGGUACGCAGAGGAUUGGAUGCAGCUGAUAUAUAUAGCAUUGUCCUAUCGCCAAAUGUACAGUGGCUUGCAGUAUCGAGCGACAGAGGAACUAUACACGUCUUUAAUCUCAGAGUUAGAGCGGGGGGAGAUGAUGCGCCCGACCAACACACCGUAGAUGGUGAUUCUUUGAUAAUGGCUGGCCAGAACCCCUCUGCUUCGCCUAGUCCUCUUUUAGCUUCAAACACUGGCGCCAAUGCCAACUCAUCGUUGUCCUUCAUGAAAGGGGUGUUGCCAAAGUAUUUUAGUUCUGAGUGGUCAUUAGCUCAAUUCCACUUGCCGGAAGUCACUCGUUAUGUUACUGCAUUUGGAGCUCACAACACAUUGAAGAUCAUUGGCAUGGAUGGCAGUUUUUACAAAUGCAGCUUUGACCCAGUGAAAGGCGGGGAGAUGCUACAGAUUGAAUAUUUCAGUUUUCUUAAGGUCAACAUCCACCGGCAGAAGCCCUACUCCACCUUACUUCGAUAACAACCUCACUCAACAUUCCAUCUGUGCAUGUAAAUAGGGUGUUGUGCUAACCAUGAACUGUACAUGCAUGUCCUCGUCAACUUCAGAUUCUACAAAUAUGGCUAAAAUUCAAGAUUUUUUUUUGUUUUUUACACCACGGACAAAUUUCAGAUGUUGCUAGUAUUUUGAUUUUGAACAAGUACAAUGUUUAGUUAAAAGGAAUAUCUUUUCAUACAGGCCAAGGUACAAUUCUCUCUUCUAUAUCGUAACAAGUCCGAAAUGAAAAAAAAAACAAAACAAAUUGUGGUGUAUCAAAUCUGUGACUUCUGUAAUAGUAGAAGACAUAGGUCUGGGAUUCUCUCUUCACCUUCUCUGUAAAGAAACUGUACUUUUAGUUUCUUGUGUAAAAUGAGCCAAGAUUCACAGUA